AACAACUACAAACAACUGAAUUGAAUUUGAUUUGAUGAGUGAGCAUAGUAUUUCAGAUCCACGUCGUUGUAGCAGUUAAGUACGAGUAGUUGAUCAAUUUUAUGAGGCAUUGCAUUCCAUUACAUAUUUUGCAGUGUUAUUACAUUCAUAAAUUACAAAUCUGAGUAGUUGAUCUGUUCACCUGUAUUUUUCUCCCAUUUAUUUUCCCCCAUCUUUCACAUUCUUCUUCCUCCAUUUUUCUUGUACCCCAAAAAUUAAAAAUGGCGGGUUUUCUCUCUCUUCUAAGACGCUCAUAUCUCUCCCUCUACAAUUGGAUUGUUUGCUUUGGAUGGAUUCAAGUUUUGUACUUUGCUGUAAAAACAUUAACAGAGUCAAGCUAUGAGCAUGUAUACGACGCCGUUGAGAAGCCUCUUCUUCUUGCUCAAACUGCCGCCGUUUUGGAGAUUAUUCAUGGUUUAACUGGUUUGGUGAGAUCGCCUGUAAGUGCAACGCUUCCCCAAAUUGGUUCAAGGUUGUAUGUGACUUGGGGUGUUUUGUAUAGCUUUCCAGAGACUCGAACUCAUUUCCUUGUUAGCUCUUUAGUGAUCAGCUGGUCUCUUACAGAGAUUAUUCGGUAUUCUUUCUUUGGUGUAAAAGAAACCUUUGGUUCUGCACCAUCAUGGCUUCAGUGGCUUAGGUAUAGCACCUUUAUGCUGCUGUACCCAACCGGCAUUACAAGUGAAGUUGGCUUGAUAUACAUUGCUUUACCUUACAUCUGGAAUUCAGAGAAGUACUGUGUGAGGAUGCCCAACAAAUGGAAUUUCUCUUUUGACUACUACUAUGGUGCAUUGCUUACCCUGGGAAUUUACGUUCCAGGAAGUCCGCACAUGUACAACUACAUGCUUGGACAGAGGAAGAAGGUCCUUUCUAGAUCCAAGAAAGAUUGAUGAGGAAGCAGUACGCCUACAUUCUUUGACUUGCUUGUAAACAGAACUCUGCUGCAUUACAAUGUCGUCGUUUUGAUGUUCCAUUUUUUCUGGAAGUCAGUCGUGUUGAGUAGCAAUUUGUAUGUGUGUUUGUUGUACAAGUAAACUAGGAACUAAAUGCGAGUUUCUUAUUGUCCAGCAGUCUUCUGUGACUAAUAUUAAUAAUGCUUUACCAAAUAUGGCUUAAGCACUCAUGUGGUAGGACAAAGAUAGAGAUAAUUUGAUAGUUAAAAAGGAAA
This is a messenger RNA of Chenopodium quinoa (quinoa), 1204 nucleotides long. Its product is annotated as very-long-chain (3R)-3-hydroxyacyl-CoA dehydratase PASTICCINO 2-like. Gene Ontology annotation, molecular function: 3-hydroxyacyl-CoA dehydratase activity. The transcript has 9 exons. The coding region runs from base 261 to 926 and encodes 221 amino acids. Gene Ontology annotation, cellular component: endoplasmic reticulum membrane. The record is from RefSeq and is a predicted model, not a curated record. Gene Ontology annotation, biological process: sphingolipid biosynthetic process; fatty acid elongation; very long-chain fatty acid biosynthetic process. Lineage: Eukaryota; Viridiplantae; Streptophyta; Magnoliopsida; Caryophyllales; Amaranthaceae.